AUGGAUUAUCAGAAUCGCGCAGGCUCCAAAUUCGGAGGCGGCGGCGUCGCAUCACAGUCGGCAACCAAUGCCGACCGACGAGAGCGUCUCCGAAAGCUCGCGCUUGAGACCAUCGACCUCGACAAGGACCCGUACUUCUUCAAGAACCACGUCGGAAGCUUCGAAUGUCGUCUCUGUUUGACAGUCCACCAGAACGAUGGCUCAUAUCUCGCGCAUACGCAAGGAAGGAAGCACCAGACAAACCUGGCACGUCGUGCGGCGAAAGAACAGAGAGAAGGCAAGAGGGACGACGUGGGCCAGCAAGGACUUCUGGCUGGUGUGCUGCCCAAGAAGAACAUUAUCAAGAUUGGCCGCCCUGGUUACCGUAUCACAAAAGUACGCGAUCCGAACACACGCCAGAAUGGGUUGCUUUUCCAGUUCCAGUUCCCGGACCUCACACCCGGCAUCACACCCAAGGUCCGCGUCAUGAGCGCCUACGAACAGAAGGUGGAAGAGCCGGAUCCAAACUACCAGUACUUGAUUGUUGCUGGAGAGCCCUAUGAAACAGUCGCGGUCAAGUUACAGUCGCGCGACAUCGAUAGAAGGGAGGGCAAGUUCUGGUUCUGGUUCGACGAGGAUGCCAAGGAAUUCUGGUGUCAGAUCCUCUUCAAGACUGAGCGUGACGAACGCUUCAGCGCAGUGCCAGGUCUCGCCCCUGGAAGGUAG
Alternaria arborescens is the source of this 705-nucleotide messenger RNA. RefSeq lists its product as hypothetical. Gene Ontology annotation, biological process: spliceosomal complex assembly. Gene Ontology annotation, molecular function: zinc ion binding; nucleic acid binding. Bases 1 to 705 code for a protein of 234 amino acids. Lineage: Eukaryota; Fungi; Ascomycota; Dothideomycetes; Pleosporales; Pleosporaceae. The record is from RefSeq and is a predicted model, not a curated record. The transcript has 2 exons. Gene Ontology annotation, cellular component: U2 snRNP; nucleus; U2-type prespliceosome.